Zingiber officinale is the source of this 751-nucleotide messenger RNA. RefSeq names its product mitochondrial import inner membrane translocase subunit TIM23-2-like. Gene Ontology annotation, biological process: protein import into mitochondrial matrix. The record is from RefSeq and is a predicted model, not a curated record. Gene Ontology annotation, cellular component: TIM23 mitochondrial import inner membrane translocase complex; mitochondrial inner membrane. Gene Ontology annotation, molecular function: transmembrane protein transporter activity. The transcript has 2 exons. Bases 19 to 615 code for a protein of 198 amino acids. Lineage: Eukaryota; Viridiplantae; Streptophyta; Magnoliopsida; Zingiberales; Zingiberaceae.
CCUCUGCCCAAAACCCUAAUGGCGGGUUCCAACUACCACGAGUCACUUGACGCUGCCGACGCCGGUAUCGGAGACGACGGGAAGCGGCGGCUCCACCACCUCUACAACCCCUAUGAGUCCCUACACAACCCGUACGCCUUCCCUAUGUACCCGCGCAUCUACGACCUCCCCACCUCGCCCGAGUUCCUCUUCGAGGAGGAUGCCUCCCUCCACCGCCGUUCUUGGAGUUACAAUCUUAGCUUCUGCACCGGCGUUGGAUACCUCUCCGGAGCCGCUAUCGGUGGCGCCAGGGGCGUCCUCGACGGUGUCCAUGCCUCCGAGCCCGGCGAGUCUCUCAAGCUCCGAAUCAACCGGGUCCUCAACUCAUCCGGUCAGGCUGGGCGCCGGCUGGGAAAUUCCGCGGGACUGCUGGGUCUCAUCUUCUCGGGCCUGGAGAGCGGGAUUAGCGCCGCUAUCCGGGAUGACGGCAUCUUGAGCACAGUGGUGGCCGGGCUGGGCACUGGGGCCUUGUUCAAGGCUGCCUCUGGCCCAAGGUCUGCUGCAGUCGCGGGGGCGAUAGGAGGCCUUGCAGCAGGGCUUGCUGUAGCUGGGAAGCAGGGCCACAUGCUGAAGUAGAGACUCAAUGCUUUUUGUCAACAACCUAGGUAAAAUACCUGACUAACCCUCAGUAUUAGUGUGUUUUACAGUAUGUACGUGCACAUAGCUUGAUUUGUAUUUGUACUUUGGUGAUUUAAAGGCCUUAUCUAUGGUA